AUGGCUCAUAUUCACUCCCCCUUUUGUGGCUGCUCUUGGGUCACAAAAUACAUUCAGAAAGAACAAGAUCGAGUUACUCCUCAGCCAAACCAUAUCACAGCUUGGCUCAACAAGCUCGGCGACACUCCUACCCUUCCCGAUACCGCUGCACCACCUUUCGGCAGUCAAGUCAAGAAGAUGAACUCAGAGGGCUGCAACUCGGCUUUUAGCCAACACUCCGCCGUCUUCGGACAUGCUCAACUCGCCAUCUCCUACAACACUUCCGUCGACGUACCCAUGGUCGACUCUCACACCUUCAGCUUUUUCUCGUCGGGGGUGCAGGUCAAUUUUCCCAUGACCACCCCAGAAUCCGACUCCGACAUGUUCUCUUCUCUUUCGGUGGUGGGAUCAGUCCGCCCGACGUCCCAGCGAAACUCCAGGCACACCUCGCGUCCUCAUGAGGUCCUUGGUGUGGGCCGAGGCCGCAGAGCGAAUUGUAGUUUUGUUGUGGACCACGAGAAGAAGAAGGCACUUCGACGAUUGGUCAGAGAGGAGGAGAUCCCCAAACCUCCCCCCGCAAAGCCUACUGCGCAUCAUCACAGCGCUUGCGGGUGUUCUCCUAGGUCUGUCAUCAAGAAGAAUCGUGAGGUCUUUCGUCUAGAGGGUAUUCUCCUAAAUAUAAAUUCGUGGGGAGAUCUCAAGUCCCCGUCCGACAAGGCCUACGACUUUGACCGUCCGGUGCUUCCCUCUCGAAAGCCCAAGCAUCGGACAAGGAUACCCGUCAAGUCGUGUCUCAAGAAGGUUGCUCCCAUCAACUUCUGUGACGACCUGGAUUCUGGAGAGAGCGACAGUGAUUGCUCGUCGUCUGAUGACGACAGUGACACUGACAGCAUUUGUCACUCGUUUGACGGGGACAAUUCCUCCAGAACUGGGAGGAUGCCAAGGUUUGCCAAGGAGAAGAAGAUCAAGUCUGUCCACUUUGGCAAGGCACACUGCCUCCGGACAGGUCAGAGCAUGCCCCCGACUCCCAGGACGCCCGAGAAUGAUUCGCGGGCGGAACGGUACAAGGCCAGGCAAAUGAUCGAGAACAAGUACCACAAGAUGUUGGCCCACAAGGACAAUGAGGCUGCCAGCACCGAGCAGCCCCCAUCUAUAGCCUUUGUCCGGCAAGAUGAGGAAGUUGAACAGCGUCUCGCGAGGGCCGAAGACAUCUCUCGCGCCAACGAACGAGCCGCAAUCGGUCGUGGUGCGCUCGACUUUUUGAUCUUUGUGUGUCGCAACAAGAACUCCAUCGGCAACCAGAUCAGUGAACACCUGGUUGACCGGCUUGUCAAGCACCGUGGCAAUCUCCCCAUUGUGGGUAGUUACCACGGCGAGGAGAGGGAGUACGCGAAUCCGGGGACGUCAAAUGUCUCCCCUGUGCCGGCGCACUUGUACCGCGACUGUCGAAGUUCCAUGUCGUGGGUUGGGACGGACGAGGCGGACGAGAUGGACACGAGUAUAUGA
Molecule: messenger RNA, 1485 nt
Organism: Fusarium keratoplasticum
Lineage: Eukaryota; Fungi; Ascomycota; Sordariomycetes; Hypocreales; Nectriaceae
Exons: 1
Coding region: 1-1485 (494 amino acids)
Source: RefSeq, a predicted model, not a curated record